AAAAUGAGUUUGGGUUUACUUUUUAAUGGACUCCUUAUUUCUGUGCUAGCAGCUUUACUGUGGGAGUACUCCAAGUUGAGAGAACAUGCAGCGGUGCUACAGGAGGAGUUGCACAUGACGCAGAAGACCCAAGAACUUACGCAGGAUCCUAUAGACUAUCAUCUCGCCCUCCAGACUCUUCAUGAAGAUGGCACCCGCAUGGUGUGCAGCAGCAAAAUGCACACCGAUCGGAUCUGCCGCUUCGAUUACCUUUGCUACUGCACUGAGGGCGAUGAGUUUGUGUUCUUCCAUUCUAAUUAUUCCAUUAUGUUGCCAAAUUUGGGUUCGAGGCGAUUUCAACCCGCUCUGCUCGACAUGUCCUCAGUAGAAGAUCACAAUACCCAGUAUUUCAACUUUUUAGAGCUACCGACUGCUGCUUUGAAGUUCCUGUCCAAGCCUGUGUUUGUUCCAGAUGUGACAUUUAUUUUUAACAGGUUUAAUCCCGACAACAUAAUGCAUGUUUUUCACGAUGAUCUUUUGCCUGCCUUUUAUACUAUGAAACUGUUUUCAGAUCUGGAUGAGAAGGCACGGUUGGUGUUCAUGGAGGGUUGGGGUGAAGGGCCACACUUUGAUCUUUACAGACUUUUGAGCAACAAACAGCCACUACUCAAAGAACAUCUUAGAGACUUUGGAAAGCUCAUUUGCUUUACUAAAUCUUAUGUGGGUGUGUCCAAGAUGACAACUUGGUAUCAAUAUGGUUUUGUUCAGCCACAAGGGCCCAAGGCUAACAUUUUGGUCUCGGGAACAGAAAUUCGACAGUUUUCUAAAGCGUUUCUGGUUAAAAUGAACAUCACGAGAAUUGAAGAGGCAGACAAGGACGCCAGUGGUGAGGAAGAGAGCGAGAAAGAGGAAUACAUCGUUCUAUUCAGUCGCUUGACAACAAGGCUAAUACUGAAUGAAGGUGAGCUCAUCACCGCAAUGGCUCGCGAGUUCCAGAUGAAAGUCUUUAAAGUUUCGCUAGAAGAACAGUCAUUUCCCACCAUUGUCCGCCUUGUCAGUGGUGCUUCGAUGCUAGUGAGCAUGCACGGAGCCCAGCUUAUCACCUCGCUUUUUCUCCCCAGAGGAGCUGUUGUGGUUGAACUUUUCCCCUAUGCUAUAAACCCAGAGCAGUAUUCUCCUUAUAAAACGCUAGCCACCCUUCCAGGCAUGGAUCUGCACUAUUUUUCAUGGAGGAACAUGAAGAAGGAAAACUCUGUGGCUCAUCCAGACAGACCUUGGGAACAAGGAGGCAUAGCUCACUUGAAGAAGGAAGAGCAGGCGCGAAUAAUGGCUAGUAAAGAAGUAUUAAAGCACUUGUGCUGUCGCAACCCAGAGUGGCUCUUUCGUAUCUACCAGGAUACUCUCGUUGAUAUCCCUUCACUCCUUCAAGUUCUAAAGGAAGCUAUGAAAAGUAGACUGAGCUUCAACAAGUCCAAACCCACCAGUAAGAUUCAUCCAGGCAGGGUCAGGGAAGCCCAGUGUCAAACUUCUGUACAAGCUACUGACAAGGCACAACUGAUCAUUUCCUGGAAGAUCCCGUGGAAUCUGAAAUACCUGAUAGUAAAGGAGGUUAAGUAUGAAGUGUGGAUACAAGAACUAGGAGAGAAUACCUACAUGCCUUACAUCCUUCAACAGCAUAACUUCACCUUUUCAGAAAACAUUAAGCCUUUUACCACCUACAUGGUAUGGGUCAGGUGUAUAUUCAACAGCAACCUUCUGGGUCCCUUUGCUGAUGUUCUUGUAUGUAAGACUUAA
Molecule: messenger RNA, 1773 nt
Organism: Nerophis lumbriciformis (worm pipefish)
Lineage: Eukaryota; Metazoa; Chordata; Actinopteri; Syngnathiformes; Syngnathidae
Source: RefSeq, a predicted model, not a curated record